AUGGGAGUUGAUGGAUCGAUUGAGCCGAUUGAUGAGAGCAAGCUAGCGAGAUGUGCAAAUGGGGAUGAGAUGGAGGGAGUCAAGUUCCCAAAAGACACGCUAGCCUAUAAAUUUCAAUCGAACCCGGAAAAUUUAUCGGAAAACGAGAUGAGAGAAGCCAUCGUGGCUGCUUUUCGCGUUUGGACAUCGGUGACAACGAUCGGUUUUUUGGAGGUGUCACGGGGGGAAGAGGCUGAUGUCACGUUCGACUUCUCGACGAUCACCCAAACCGACGAUGGGAUGGGCCCAAAAGUCGUUCAAACAAUCAAUUCGGGUAACGGGAAAAUCAUCGUUUUCAAUAGUGACACAAAAUGGAUCAAUGCGACACCAGAAGAGAAUAGCACCAAAACAUUCGAUCUUCGUUUUGCGGCUUUGCACGCGAUCGGUCACGAGCUCGGCUUCGAUCACUCACCGUAUAGUCGAUCGGUGAUGUACCCGAUUUUUCUUCAGAAGCGAUCCUCUCUCAACUACGAACAACGUGAUUUGGAUGAAUUUGAUGUGGAGAAUGCUAAGAAAUUCUACGGUUCGAUGUACGAGACUGUUGAGGAG
This is a messenger RNA of Mesorhabditis belari, 588 nucleotides long. The record is from the annotation of a GenBank genome assembly. Lineage: Eukaryota; Metazoa; Nematoda; Chromadorea; Rhabditida; Rhabditidae.